AUGGAAGAUCCAAGCUGGAAACGCAACUGCGAUUUAUUGACAGACGCUCUGCGUUCAUUGGAGCGCGGCACUUCACAUAUACGCCGUAGCACCAACAAACUCACUACACUUCGCGAUAUUGAAAAGGAACGAGAAAAGGUCAAACAGGUGACAAGCAAAACAAACGCCAAAGAGGUUCACGUUAUUCAAGAUGCUUUGGGACUCAUGGAAAAGUAUAUGCGACUAAACCCCACUCAACUGCGUGGACAGGGAAUUAAACUUACAACAGAGGCGAAAGUAGCUCUAGAGAACUAUCAAAAGUCAUGUGAUGCCUUCUACAAAAAGUGCAUUAAUGUUGAGGAGUCAUUGCGAUCAGGUGGAGGAACAACACGCGUAAAGGUGCGAGGCAGAGCUGCAUCAACAAGUGAUGUGGAUGACGUAGAUGAAAACACUGAUCUUCUUCAGAGGGAAGCAAAUGGUAAAACUACUCUAAAGGAAGAGUUCGAACGUGAUCUCCACGAUGAAAUCAUGGCAGAGCGACAACGUGAGACAUCAGAAAUAGCUGACAAUGUUAAAGAUAUCAACGAAAUAUUUAAUCAUAUUCACCUAAUGGUAAAUGAGCAGGGAGAAACGCUUGAUGUCAUUGAAGGAAAUGUAGGAACAGCUGAGAGGGCGACAAGAAAUGCAACCAAUAAUUUGCGACAGGCUUUACAAUACCGAGAAACUCCAGCUCGAGAUAAAAUGAUGCUCCUUUUUGUCCUUGUUUUAGCAUUUAUAGUGUUUGUUGUAGUUCUCCUCCAUUGA
This is a messenger RNA of Trypanosoma theileri, 783 nucleotides long. Its product is annotated as syntaxin. Gene Ontology annotation, molecular function: SNARE binding; SNAP receptor activity. The record is from RefSeq and is a predicted model, not a curated record. Lineage: Eukaryota; Euglenozoa; Kinetoplastea; Trypanosomatida; Trypanosomatidae. The transcript has a single exon. The coding region runs from base 1 to 783 and encodes 260 amino acids. Gene Ontology annotation, cellular component: endomembrane system; membrane; SNARE complex. Gene Ontology annotation, biological process: vesicle-mediated transport; intracellular protein transport; vesicle fusion.